AUGGCACAACCACAACCUCAACCACAAGUUCCAGACCCUGCCAACAUACAGGCUGCCACCAACGGAAUGACUGCGGAAAGAAACACCAUUGCACAGAGUGCCCAGGCGUACAACGUUCAUCAAAAUCGGCUCACUGAUGAGCUAACACUCUGUGCCAACUACCCUGUCGGACAGAUGCAGCAACAACUUGCUGAUCUCCAGCGGACUCUUCAGCGGUCAACCGACAAGAUUAGGGCCGAGACUUGGAAUUUGAGGGCCCAAAUUCAGAACGGAAAACUCACCAUGGCCACAGGAGCUUUAACUAGCAUGCGCAGCGUCGAUCCGGGCGAUAACCCUCAAGUUCCAAUCGGCAAUGCCAUCCCGAACUUUCCAGCCACCCCUGAUGAUAUAUCAGAUAUGAACGGUAAUUCCCCUUUCCAAUGUAUCUCCUUUUGA
Messenger RNA from Rhinocladiella mackenziei CBS 650.93, 435 nucleotides. RefSeq lists its product as uncharacterized. The transcript is spliced from 2 exons. Bases 1 to 435 code for a protein of 144 amino acids. NCBI's taxonomy places the organism in Eukaryota, Fungi, Ascomycota, Eurotiomycetes, Chaetothyriales, Herpotrichiellaceae. The record is from RefSeq and is a predicted model, not a curated record.